CCAGGCUUCCGCCGCCGUCGCGCCCCCAGCGGGAGAUGGAACAGCGGAACCGGCCCGGCGCCCUCGGAUACCUGCCGCCUCUGCUACUGCACGCCUUGCUGCUCUUCCUGGCCGACGCUACAUUUACUGAAGUCCCCAAAGAUGUGACAGUACGGGAAGGAGACGACAUCGAAAUGCCCUGCGCGUUCCGGGCCAGUGGAGCCACCUCAUAUUCGCUGGAAAUUCAGUGGUGGUAUCUCAAGGAGCCGCCCCGGGAGCUGCUACACGAGCUGGCGCUCAGCGUGCCAGGCGCCCGGAGCAAGGUAACAAAUUAGGAUGCAACUAAAAUCAGCACCGUGCGCGUCCAGGGCAAUGACAUCUCUCACAGGCUUCGGCUGUCGGCCGUGCGGCUGCAGGACGAGGGCGUGUACGAGUGCCGCGUGUCGGACUACAGCGACGACGACACGCAGGAGCACAAGGCCCAGGCGCUGCUGCGCGUGCUCUCGCGCUUCGCGCCGCCCAACAUGCAGGCCGCGGAGGCCGUGUCUCACAUCGGGUUAAUGGUGCCUGUUCUCUUGUCCCCUGCAGGCACUGGCCCUAGCUAUGCCACAGAUCCACUCCUGUCCCUGUUCCUGUUAGUUCUGCAUAAGUUUCUGCGCCUGCUGGUGGGGCACUGACAGACGUGGCCAUCCUGAGCACCUCUGCAGCACACACAACCUGCCCGGACCCUCAGUGAGGAACACGCCACCAGAUGGACACAGAGAGACUGAGAGAAGCAUGAAAAAGUCCAUGUGGAAAAUAAAUAAAUCAUAUUUUUUGGGGAAGUUACACAAAUGUAGAACACCUUAAAUAAUGCAUCUAGUUUCCAAAUAAGAUGGAGUUUGGGCCAUGCAGUAUGCAUGGAAUCAAUGAUUUCUCUACUUCAAUGUAUUUUUCUUUUUUACACUUUUCCUCCAAGUCUUCAUUUUGCACGAACUGUUGAGCAGUUAUCUUUAGGAUAAUAUGAAAAAAAAAAAAAAAAGUUGGGUCAAAGCCUUUCUGACAAAGCGAAAUAUUUUUAGUAGAUUAUUGUGUCUAGGAUUUUUUUUAUUUACUUUUUUCUUU
Molecule: messenger RNA, 1083 nt
Organism: Tupaia belangeri chinensis (Chinese tree shrew)
Lineage: Eukaryota; Metazoa; Chordata; Mammalia; Scandentia; Tupaiidae
Gene: VSTM2B
Product: V-set and transmembrane domain containing 2B
Exons: 5
Cellular component (GO): membrane
Source: RefSeq, a predicted model, not a curated record